This is a messenger RNA of Spea bombifrons (plains spadefoot toad), 2641 nucleotides long. It is a transcript of the gene NCLN, whose product is annotated as nicalin. The transcript has 16 exons. Gene Ontology annotation, biological process: regulation of signal transduction. The coding region runs from base 140 to 1864 and encodes 574 amino acids. NCBI's taxonomy places the organism in Eukaryota, Metazoa, Chordata, Amphibia, Anura, Pelobatidae. The record is from RefSeq and is a predicted model, not a curated record. Gene Ontology annotation, cellular component: endoplasmic reticulum membrane.
AGUGCCUGAUUGCUCCCCAUUGCCGUGAAAGCAGUACUUUCAUACGGCCUUGUCACUGCAUUAGUACUCCGCCUGCUGUGAAUGUAUUCGGGCCUGUUCUUCUAGUGGUAUUAGGCAGCGGAGAUUUCCGGUAGUCAAGAUGUUGGAAGAGGCAGGAGAGGUGUUUGAUAACAUGCUUAAGGCAUCGUUUCCCCUCACGUUCAUCGUUUUCAUUCCAGCAGUGCUGCUUCUUGUGUCCCCGCUACAGGCCGAGGCGGCCCAUGAGUUCACAGUGUACCGUAUGCAGCAAUAUGACCUGCAGGGACAGAGCUACGGAACCCGAAGUGCAGUGCUCAACACAGAGGCACGCACAGCCGAGGCAGAUGUGCUGAGUCGACGAUGUGUGCUUAUGCGCCUGGCAGAUUUCUCCUUUGAGCAGUACCAAAAAGCCUUACGGCAGUCAGCGGGAGCUGUGGUCAUUAUCUUGCCCCAAGAUAUGGCAGCUCUUCCACAAGAGAUUGUUCAGCAAUUCAUGGAUAUUGAACCAGAGAUGCUGUCUAUGGAGACACAGGUACCUGUCUACUUUGCUGUUGAAGAUGCAGAGCUCAUCUCUAUAUAUGAGCAGACACUCGCUGCCUCUGCCAAUCAGGGAACUUCAUCUGCAGCCGAAGUGCUCCUUCACACAGCCACAGCCAAUGGUUUCCAGAUGGUAACUAGUGGAGCUCAAAGUAAGGCAGUCAGUGAUUGGCUGGUAAGCAGCGUCGAGGGGCGUCUGACUGGACUUGGUGCAGAAGACCUCCCUACCAUCGCCAUUGUUGCCCAUUAUGAUUCUUUUAGUGUUGCUCCUUGGCUGUCAUAUGGGGCAGAUUCUAAUGGCAGUGGAUUGGCUAUUCUUUUGGAGCUGGCACGGCUCUUCUCUCGUCUUUAUACUUACAAGCGCACACAUGCUGGAUACAAUCUGCUGUUCUUUGCAUCAGGAGGAGGAAAGUUCAAUUAUCAAGGAACCAAGAGGUGGCUUGAGGAUCAUCUUGACCACACAGAUUCCAGCCUUCUGCAAGACAAUGUGGCCUUCGUGUUGUGCUUAGAUACCUUAGGGGCUGGGGACAAUCUGCACCUUCAUGUUUCAAAACCGCCAAGAGAGGGAACCUUGCAGCAUGCUUUCCUAAAGGAACUGGAUAUGGUGAUUGCCAGCCAGUUUCCAGAAGUGAAGUUCUCCAUGGUUCACAAGAAAAUCAAUCUAGCAGAUGAUAUGCUGGCAUGGGAACAUGAACGUUUUGCCAUACGCCGUUUGCCAGCCUUCACUUUCUCUCAUGUGGAUAGCCACCGAAACGGUCACCGCAAUAGCAUGCUAGAUCUAAGGUGGAAAGUAGACACCCAAGUUCUGACUAGAAACACUCGUAUUAUCGCAGAGGCACUAACUCGUGUCAUUUAUAAUCUGACCGAGAAGGGUGCCCCAUCUGACAUGGAGAUCUUCACUCAGCAGAUGCAAGUCCAGAGGGAACAUCUGGAUGCAGUAAUGCAAUGGCUGACUAGCCAACCCCGUGCUGCCCAGCUUGUGGAUAAGGACAGUAGUUUGCUCAGCACCUUGGAAUACUACAUGAGCCGUUACCUGAAAGAUGUAAAACUUUAUCAUGUAAAAGCAGAUAAACGAGAUCCAGAGUUUGUGUUUUAUGAUCAGUUAAAGCAGACAAUGAAUGCAUAUCGAGUUAAGCCAGCCAUAUUUGACCUCCUCUUAGCUGUGUGCAUUGCUGCAUACCUGGCUCUGUCCUAUGUAGCUGUUCAGCUUGCACAAAAAAGUGUCACACAAGUGGUAGCUGUAAAGCAGAACUUUGGCAUCCUUUAUAAGUUUGUGCAAAGACUCUCCUGGAAGCCUAAACAACACUAAGCUCAACCUAUAUUUCUAAGUAAGCUGCCCAGAUGCUGGGGAUCUGGCACUCCUUAUACUGCAGGGGAAGGUGUUCCGGUUAUUGCCCUCAGCCCUCCAGGAGGGAAAAUGUGAAUCCUGACCCAUCAAUCCCUCGCAUGGAUUUUCAACUGCUGCAUCAAAACUUUCCAUACAAUAGUGAUUUGUUGAAAUGCCACACAUCUGGUCAUGUGUCAUGGCACUCUUCUUUACCUAUGAGAGCGGUCCCUUCUCGAUGUAUACUCAGGAUGACAGGAUGGGGUUUAUGUAUUUAUAAUGCCAGUGACCCUCAUCUAUUUUUUUUUUUAUUUUUUUUUGUGAUAAUGCACUGAAUUUCCCAGUAGUUUGUUUUAAUUAUAUUUAAAAUCAGAUUUUAUGAAUGUUCAUGGGCAUAGAACAAUUGAUUAAAUAAAAGACCAAAAUUAAAUAUUAUGAUGGAGUUUUUAGUAGGAAACUGGAUUUUUCAUUUCCAAGUCCUGGGUAGGUAUGGGGGGGGGGGCGCACCGCAUCAUACCCUAGGCAUGUUGGGGUAGGCCCAAGGAGAUCUAACUGAAGUAGCACAGCUUUAGCUUUUGCAUGAUCUUAGAAAUGAGAGAACAGAAAUGUUGGACAGUUGAUGAUGUUGCUGUGGAAGCUACAGUGCCCUCCAGUCCUUAACAUGCAAAUGCCAAAUUGCCACAAUUUAAAAUACAUAAUGCGCAUUUUGUGUUAUGACAUGACCAGUAAAUGUAUUUCCAUAUAUAUUUUGUGACCUUAGAA